AAAAUGCAUUUUGAGAUUACUGUGCAAGAUGACCUCACAGCUUCAGAGAUACUCGAAGUGGCAGAAAAGGAUCACUCUCAAAUGGACAUUUUUGUGUGCUGUGUCCUCUCCUACGGAGAGAAAGAUGCAAUCUACGGUGUAGAUGGCUAGCAGGUUGAAAUCUGUGAUCUCAUGCAGCACUCAGCUUAAUGCCGCACACUGGCUAACAAGCCUAAGCUUUUCUUCAUUCAAGCAUGCCAAGGUAAAGUGGGCCAGAAAGCCAUGUGGAUGGCGGAUGGGCAGGAGCAAGAAGAGGAUGCUCAAAAGGUUGCGUCCUACAGUAUCCCUAUAGAAGCUGAUUUGCUGAUUGGAAUGGCCACAGUAGAGGAUUAUAAAUCUUACCAUCACACCACAGAUGGAUCCAUUUAUACCCAGGAGCUCUGUAGACAACUGGAGAAUCUUUGCCCCAGAAAAGAGGAUAUCUUGUCAAUUCUGACGAAGGUGAACUCUGAAAUGAGCACCAGGAUGUUGAAAGGAUACAAGCAAAUGCCUGAACCUCAAUAUACCCUCAGAAAGAAACUUGUCCUUCCCAUGGACUGAAGUUUUUUGCUUUGUAUGACUGUCUUCAUGUUGGACAAGUUC
This is a messenger RNA of Paramisgurnus dabryanus, 621 nucleotides long. It is a transcript of the gene casp8l1, whose product is annotated as caspase 8, apoptosis-related cysteine peptidase, like 1. NCBI's taxonomy places the organism in Eukaryota, Metazoa, Chordata, Actinopteri, Cypriniformes, Cobitidae. Gene Ontology annotation, molecular function: cysteine-type endopeptidase activity. The record is from RefSeq and is a predicted model, not a curated record. Gene Ontology annotation, biological process: proteolysis.